AUGUGGUGGUCAAAGUCCCAUUUCAAGCCCGCUGGCAAGUUCGCCUUAGUUGUGGGCGGUUCCCAAGGAAUUGGUGCAGACAUCGCCUUCAGGCUUUACGAGAAAGGCUGCUCUGUGCUAUUGGUUGCAAGAACCAAAGCUAAGCUCGAGAAGCAAGCAGAGAAUAUAAUAAAGAACGCUGACAAAUCCAGUGACCACGGCUUGAAGCCCACUUGUAAUUAUUUGGCGUGUGACGUGAGUGACUACGAGGCUACUGCUGAGUUGUGGAGAACUAUAAUCGAGGAUAAGGGCGUCGACCCUGACUUCAUCUUCUGCUGCGCUGGAUCUUCGGUGCCCAAGCUCUUUUCGGAACUAAGCGGCCAGGAACUUGCUCAGGGGAUGAAGGUGAACUACUAUUCAGCAGUCAAUGUGGUUCAUUGCGGGCACAAGGCCACAAUUAACAAGGAGAAGAAACACAGACAUAUUGUGCUUUUUUCUUCCACCGUAGCUUCUUAUCCGUUCAUUGGGUAUGGUCAGUAUGCUCCAACUAAAGCUGCUAUUCUGAGCCUUCUGAUAAUACUAAGACAGGAAUUGGCCCACUAUGGGUACAGAGUAAGCUGUGUGUUUCCUGGAAGUUUUGCUAGUGAGGGCUACGAGGAGGAAGAGAAAACAAAGCCAAAGAUCACCAAGGAGAUUGAGGGCGCCAGUCCGGCCAUUCCUUCCAUUGAGUGUUGCGACUACGUUCUUGAUCAGUUGGCCAAGGGCUACGAUGCCGUGUAUACGGAUUUCAUAGGCUGGCUUUUGGGAUGUAUGGCCUUGAGCGUGCAACCACGCACGUGGAGCUUCUUCCAGGUGAUUGUGGCAUUCUUUCUCCUGGCUUUUGCACCGCUCCUCAAUUUUUUCAUCAAUCGGGACGUGAAGAAGUUCUUUAAAGAAAGAGAUGCAAACAAACAGAGGACAACUGAGAGUGAUCAACAAUCAAAUGAAUAG
This is a messenger RNA of Candidozyma auris, 969 nucleotides long. RefSeq names its product 3-dehydrosphinganine reductase (gene KSR1). The coding region runs from base 1 to 969 and encodes 322 amino acids. Gene Ontology annotation, molecular function: 3-dehydrosphinganine reductase activity. Gene Ontology annotation, cellular component: endoplasmic reticulum membrane. Gene Ontology annotation, biological process: sphingolipid biosynthetic process. The transcript has a single exon. The record is from RefSeq and is a predicted model, not a curated record. Lineage: Eukaryota; Fungi; Ascomycota; Pichiomycetes; Serinales; Metschnikowiaceae.